UCAAGUCGCGCGCUUUCUCAGUCAGUAUCUUGGCUUAAAGGCCAGCAUAGCGGCGCUCUCGACUCACUUGUAUACGCCCCCAGUUGGUGUUAGCACUGCCAAGAACCACUAAACACCUCAGGGACGUGAUCGAAAGGGGUUACGAAGUCGAAUCAUUGUGAGGUCAUCUCGAGAUGGCCAUACUGUCUUCUCCCCUACAAUUGAUCACCUCGACGCCUCUGACAACACGUUGUUUCACUGCCGCAACUAUCGUGUUCUCUUCGUUGUACUACUUGAAGCGAUGGAGUGACGGGCCUUUCCCCGUUCCUUAUUCGACGCCUUACCUCACACUUGUUCCCGGAACAAGUCUGUUCUAUCCGUGGACGUUCUUCACCGCCGGAUUAGUGGAAACAACUGUUUUAGAGCUCCUCUUGUCCCUUAUUUUUGUUCCCGUCUCCUUGCGAUAUUUGGAGCGUUUAUGGGGUUCUCUGGAAACGUUCAUUUUCAUUGCAAUCGUAACGACAUUACCAAAUGUUGUCUCAUUCGUUAUCAACUGGGCCGAAUUUCUCAUUACUAGAAAUGCUGAUCUGUUCCUUUAUAAUAUUGAAUAUCAUGGCCAAAUGGCCCUACAGACGGGCAUUCUGGUUGCCUUCACCCAGCUGAUACCCGAGCAUCAAGUGCAAGUAUUCGGUGUAAUCAGAGUUCGCGUAAAGCGAUUACCUAUGGCAUACGUAACUCUGUCUACUGUCUUAGUUUUGCUAGGAUUCCAGUCGCCUUGGAUUAACAUACAAUGGGGCUGGCUCGUCGCUUGGACGUACCUUCGAUUCUACAAGAAGAACAAGGGCGACGCAAUUGUUGGUGACUCCUAUGGAGAUCGAAGCGAGACCUUUGCUUUCGCGCAGUGGUUCCCUCCUUUUAUUCACCCACCAAUCAAUAUGUUGGGUAACUUUGUAUAUCCUCUAGCCACUCGAUUCCGAGUCAUCCCCAGAGCGGGAUCUGACAUCGAGUCCGGAGGCUACGCUCAACUUCCUGGUGGACCACGUGCUGAAGCCGAGCGGCGAAGAGCUCUAGCACUGAAGGCCCUCGACCAACGCAUGGCAUCUUCUGCAGCUCCUGCUAAAGAACCAGCUGUUCAACCACCUCAACCUGGGUCACCCUCGCCUUCGUCAAGUCCCAGUUCACCUGCCUCGGAUUUUGGUCGACUCCACCCAAACGAUAGGCAUAGAAGUGUCACUGAGGUUGAUAUUGGUGUAUCUGAUAGUGAGGGCAAGGGGAAAGGCAAGGCAAAUGCCGUAUAAAACUCACCUCCUUGGGAGGGACAUCGUAUUUCGUGUUCGUACUCUUUAAGUUUGGGUUCUCUGUAUUUCGC
This is a messenger RNA of Fomitiporia mediterranea MF3/22, 1348 nucleotides long. Its product is annotated as DUF1751-domain-containing protein. Gene Ontology annotation, cellular component: Golgi apparatus; membrane. Gene Ontology annotation, biological process: retrograde vesicle-mediated transport, Golgi to endoplasmic reticulum. The transcript has 8 exons. NCBI's taxonomy places the organism in Eukaryota, Fungi, Basidiomycota, Agaricomycetes, Hymenochaetales, Hymenochaetaceae. The coding region runs from base 174 to 1277 and encodes 367 amino acids. The record is from RefSeq and is a predicted model, not a curated record.